AUGGGGUCGCUUGGUAACAAAUCUUCUCUACCGGUGGCGAACCCGGGCCUUUCUUUCUGGCAACAAACUACGAGGUCGUUCCCGUACUUGAAUGUCAAUAGAAGCGAACCGGCCCCCAAAAAGUCAGAGUACGUCGUAAUCGGCUCCGGUAUCUCAGGGGCGCUGACGACGUUUGAGUUGAUCGAGGGAGGCGUAUCGCCAGAAAAUAUUGUCAUUUUGGAGGCUAGAGAGGCAGCAAGUGGAGCAAGCUCUCGAAAUGCUGGCCAUGUUCGUCCUGACGCAUUCCGCGGGUUUCAAGUCUACCAGAAGGUGCUUGGCAAAGAGCAGGCACUCAAGAUCAUUGCCAAUGAAAAGCUUGUGUUCGAGAAGGUAGACGAGUUCGUGAAAAAGCACAACGUCGAGUGCGAUUUCAACCCUACUACCACCUUCGAUGUUUGUCUGACGCAGGAGUUCGCAGACUUCAAUGCUCAGAGCUUGAGGGAAUAUAAAGAGGCAGGGGGUGAUACUGGUCAUAUCAAAUUUUACGAAGGCAAAGAAGCUAAGCAGAAGACACGAAUUGCUCAGACAGUCACCGCAUAUGAAUGGCCAGCAGGAUCAAGUCAUCCUGCAAAGCUUGCACAAUGGCUGCUCACGCAAUCAAUCAACAAGGGGUCGGCGCUUUUCACUCAUUGCCCGGCCAUGUCUAUCAAGAAAUCACCCCGUUCCAGUUCUGAGGAAACGCUAUGGGAAGUCACAACACCAAGAGGAACUAUCACGACAUCGACAAUUAUCCAUUGCACGAAUGCGUUCGCGCCGCACCUGCUUCCACAGCUUGCUGCCUUUGUAACUCCAAACCGAGCGCAGGCGCAUGCUUUCGUUCCACCAUCAGCUCUGAAUGGUGCAAAUGUAUUGCCCAGUACUAUGUCUUUGAGGCACAGUCUGAAGCACUUUUAUUCCGUUGCUCAGCGAAAACCAGAUGGUGUCAUCAUACUCGGAGCCCCGCGAACGAAUCCAAACAUCAGCCAGGCUGCUUUGGAUAGCCGGCUACUCCCUGACGACAGUGCAUUCAAUGACGAGGUCAGGGACGACACGCUAGCCAACUUUGCGUCUUGCUUCCCAGAGUGUAGUCCGAAACAGCUGAACCAUGGAGAGGGCCUAUGGCAUUCCUGGACCGGCAUCAUCGCCAUGACACCAGAUUCUGUUCCUUUUGUCGGACAGCUACCUGAUAUGCAAGGCCAGUGGGUGUGUGCAGGAUUCAAUGGCCACGGAAUGGCAAGAAUUUUUACCUGCGCCCCAGGUUUGGCCAAAUUAGUACUCGGAGGAACAUGGGCAGAAACUGGGUUGCCAGAAUGCUUUGAGUCAACAGAGGCUAGACUCGAGGGCCUAAGCAAUGGCGUUGCAGGGUCGGUCUUUUAA
Messenger RNA from Neoarthrinium moseri, 1395 nucleotides. RefSeq lists its product as uncharacterized. Gene Ontology annotation, cellular component: cytoplasm. The record is from RefSeq and is a predicted model, not a curated record. Bases 1 to 1395 code for a protein of 464 amino acids. The transcript is spliced from 3 exons. Gene Ontology annotation, molecular function: oxidoreductase activity. Lineage: Eukaryota; Fungi; Ascomycota; Sordariomycetes; Amphisphaeriales; Apiosporaceae.